This is a messenger RNA of Acaulospora colombiana, 435 nucleotides long. The record is from the annotation of a GenBank genome assembly. Lineage: Eukaryota; Fungi; Glomeromycota; Glomeromycetes; Diversisporales; Acaulosporaceae.
AUGAACUUGGUAAAUGAUCUAAUACCCGAUGUGGAAAAAUUUAUGAAGGAUUAUAAGUUAGAAUGCCCUGCAGCGGCAAAUAGAUUCAAAAUAGGUGUCCCCGCUACUAUUGAACACUCCAUCAACCAUGAUCCUAGUAAAUCUGCCAAAUAUGUUGCCGAAACUGUUUCUCAUUUUAUUACACUUAUGGAUGCGCUUAAACUGAAUAUGAAGGCUGUGGACGAAAUACAUCCUAUGUUAAGCGACCUAAUGCAAAGUUUGAACAAAGUAAAUACUUUGCCUGCAGAGUCUGAGGCAAAAAUAAGAAAUUGGUUGAUUACUUUAAAUGCAAUGAAAGCGAGCGACGAAAUUAAUGAAGAACAAGUGAGACAACUAAUAUUUGAUUUAGAUAAUGCACACAACGCAUUUUAUCGUUCCUUAUCGGAUAAAAAUUAA